Molecule: messenger RNA, 1539 nt
Organism: Pseudomassariella vexata
Lineage: Eukaryota; Fungi; Ascomycota; Sordariomycetes; Amphisphaeriales; Pseudomassariaceae
Exons: 3
Coding region: 1-1539 (512 amino acids)
Source: RefSeq, a predicted model, not a curated record
AUGACAAUGGCUUCGAAGAGAAUCAUCAAACAACCCGGAACUCUCAAGAAGGUCGAGGGCAUUCCUCUGACACUUCCUCCAACUGAUCUCAACCAAGCUCAGCAGGUUAAGGUCCCACCCAUGAAAAUGGGUGUAGUAAUCCCCCUGCGAAGAGACUUCCACCGACCUCUACCUUCAAGGCCCGACAAGACCAUUGGACUGGAAACGAGGGAGACGCCUCUCCUUGAGCGUCGUCGCUUCAAAGCCGAGAAGCACAAUUGGCGAGUACAGCACGGUCUCGACGUUGACGGCGAUGAUGAGGAGGGGGAUGAUGAUGAAGGCUUUGGUGUCGAGGCCGAAGAGCAACGCCUGCACAGAGUCAUGCGUUUAAAGCGAAUCUCUGAUGCACUCCGUCGCGACAAAAUCAUGAACAACAUUGAGGAUGCGCCCCAAUUCCAUGUCGUUGCUGUCAACCCCUUCUGGCGCGGCCUGGAAACAGAUGGUCCCUAUUAUGACUGGUUGAAUGACGUUUACUACGAUGGCGAGAUGCCCGAGAUCGUCCGACGAGUCAACGGCCUCUUCCCCGAGAGAGGAUUCCCGCAACUGAACGAUCCUUAUUGGAACGAGGAGAGCUGGAAGGAGCGGGACAAGUACUACAAGACCGAGCAGGGUAAGGCUGAACUCGAUGAGUACAUGCCCUUUGUGCGCGACGUAAGGGAUCCUGAUUCUGCCAACGAGGAUGCAGAGGUGCAGAAAUUCUAUUACGAAUCUGAGGAUGAGGAUAAUAUGAAUGAAUCUGAGCUCGCUGCAAAAUUCGGAUACCGCAAAGCGCCUGCUGCGUCCAAUACGAAUGUUCUGCGCAAGGUCAACAAACCUUCGAAGAAGUCACAGGCUAAGGGGGCUCAGAGCACUUCCAAUCCCGGAACUGUCGCGACGGUUCCCUCGGCUGUCUCCGAGACUGGAGACUCUGCUGUACCUGUACCUGUACCCAAGACCGGUAACGCGACUGCACCCGAUGUUGAUGUGCUUUCACCUUCAGUCAGGAAGACAUCCGUCUUUUCCCCUUCCCGCGCAAUGGCAGACAUGCCUAACAACGCCAAUGCCACAACCACAAAGGCUCCCAAACAGAAAACUCCCAGCCCGAUGAACCAAUCUCGAAAGAGAAGGAACCAGGACCGCAAGCGUAAGCCUGGCAGUGACGAUGACUUCAACCCAGACUCUGACGAUGGCUACGGUUCGGAGGACAAGUCUCAAGUCAAGCGCGCCAAGAGGUCCCAUACUGUUAAUGUCAAGCCCCUGUCCCGAUUCAUGAGAGCCCAAAUUGUCCCCAACCCUACCCAGCGAACUGGCGGCCCUGACAGCAAGGGCAAGGGCAAGGGCAAGGGCAAGAGCAAGGUGAAGAAGACUCACUACAAGACUGCCUCUAUCGACUCCAAUGUAUCUGAUACCAUCGUGGUCAAGCUUGCGCCUGAUUCCUCUAGAAGUUUCGACACCGGCGAUAAAGGUAGUGACGAGGCUGGAGUUAAGGAUGAGACUCACACGAGCCAUGAUGACGACUAG